CAGUAGGGCAGCCGGAGGGGCAGCGACAUCUGCGGGCGGGCGGCCGACGCUUCCUGGCGGCGUGGGGCCGCGGGGGUGGCCCGGAGGACUCGGGCCGCGGAGAGGCUGGAGGGCCUCACUGCCCGUGGGCGGACGGCCGGCUCGCCAGACGCCCCAGAGCCCAGGGCCCCAGCGCGUGGCCCCGAGCCGCGGACUGGAGAAGAAGCGACACCCCUGGCCGCGGGCUCACAUGCAUGCCCCCGCGCGGGUGGCUCGGCGACGUCUGUGAAUCGGGUUUAUCAAGUCACGUCGAGCGACUCGGAGAACCUGUUUUUCCCGCUGGGGAGAGUGAUCAUUCUCGUUGCCACUUGCCUGUAGAAAGUUACUCCAACACGUUUGAUCAUCCGUCCAGAACUGUCUUGAGUUCUUCUUGAAUUGCCAGUUUUCAGCCUCCUCAUGCCUCCGUCUCCUUUAGACGACAGGGUAGUGGUGGCACUGUCUAGGCCUGUGCGACCUCAGGAUCUCAACCUUUGUUUAGACUCUAGCUACCUUGGCUCUGCCACCCCUGGCAGUACCAGCCACCCUCCUGUCAUCGCCACCACCGUUGUGUCCCUAAAGGCUGCGAAUCUGACGUAUAUGCCCUCAUCCAGCGGCUCUGCCCGCUCCCUGAAUUGUGGAUGCAGCAGUGCCAGCUGCUGCACUGUGGCAACCUACGACAAGGACAAUCAGGCCCCAACCCAAGCCGUUGCUGCCAGCACCACCACCACCACAACCACCACCACCAUUGGAAGCUCUACCACCUGCCCGGCCAACCAGAUGGUCAACAACAGUGAGAAUGCAGGCUCUCUAAGUCCAUCAGGUGGGGUGGGCAGCCCUGUGUCAGGGACCCCCAAGCAGCUAGCCAGCAUCAAAAUAAUCUACCCCAAUGACUUGGCAAAGAAGAUGACCAAAUGCAGCAAGAGUCACCUGCCGAGCCAGGGCCCUGUCAUCAUUGACUGCCGGCCCUUCAUGGAGUACAACAAGAGUCACAUCCAAGGAGCUGUCCACAUUAACUGUGCCGAUAAGAUCAGCCGGCGGAGACUGCAGCAGGGCAAGAUCACUGUCUUAGACUUGAUUUCCUGUAGGGAAGGCAAGGACUCUUUCAAGAGGAUCUUUUCCAAAGAAAUUAUAGUUUAUGAUGAGAAUACCAAUGAGCCGAGCCGAGUGAUGCCCUCCCAGCCCCUCCACAUAGUCCUCGAGUCUCUGAAGAGAGAAGGCAAAGAACCUCUGGUGUUGAAAGGUGGACUUAGCAGUUUUAAGCAGAACCAUGAAAACCUCUGUGACAACUCCCUCCAGCUCCAAGAGUGCCGGGAAGUGGGGGGCGGCGCGUCUGUGGCCUCGAGCAUGCUACCUCAGUCCAUCCCCAGCACCCCCGACAUCGAGAAUGCAGAGCUGACGCCCAUCUUGCCCUUCCUGUUCCUCGGCAACGAGCAGGACGCUCAGGACCUGGAUGCGAUGCAGCGGCUGAACAUCGGCUACGUCAUCAACGUCACCACUCACCUGCCGCUCUACCACUACGAGAAAGGCCUGUUCAACUACAAGCGGCUGCCGGCGACCGACAGCAACAAGCAGAACCUGAGGCAGUACUUUGAAGAGGCUUUUGAGUUCAUUGAGGAAGCUCACCAGUGCGGGAAGGGGCUGCUCAUCCACUGCCAGGCUGGGGUGUCCCGCUCUGCCACCAUCGUCAUCGCUUACCUGAUGAAGCACACGCGGAUGACCAUGACUGAUGCUUAUAAAUUUGUCAAAGGCAAACGACCAAUUAUUUCCCCAAACCUUAACUUCAUGGGGCAGUUGCUGGAGUUUGAGGAAGACCUAAACAACGGUGUGACACCACGAAUCCUUACACCAAAGCUGAUGGGUGUGGAGACGGUUGUGUGACAAUAGUCUGGCUGGAAAGGAUGACUGUUCUCCAUUAGGAGAUGAAGAGGAAGGAGGAUGGAUUCUUUCUUUUCUUUUUUUCUUUCUUUUUUUUUUUUUUUAGAUGGGGUAAAGUUUGUGAAUGGAAACAAACUUGUUUAAAACUUUUUAUUUUUAACAAGUGUGAGAAGAAUUUAACUUUUGAUGCCGUUGAGAUUUACUUCCCGCCAACUGACAAAGCAGGGAGGCUAAAGACAUAAUUUUUUUAAAAGUCAACAAUAAAAAUAUAACAAACUUUGUUUCUUCCCCUUUUCCUUUUAAGCUAUUUGUAGAGUUUACGAUUAACUAGUCUGUGCAGGUUCAUAGACCGAAGAUACUACACUUUAAACCAAUUAAAAAGAACCCAAAGUACGUAGAAAAGACAUUGAAUCAUGAAGACCUAGGAUCUGCCUGGGCUGUCCUUAGGAAAACAAAAAACCCAACCAAACCAAGCCCUGCUGUGCUCACUGGUGCAAAGAGAAGAUCAGGGCAGCUUAAGUGGUCUAAGAACCCUUCCCAUUCUUUAAAGAGACAAAGGAUACUGUUGAUUUUGUGUGUUUCGUACUCUGGAUUACUUUUUUCCCCCUCUCUGGGUUUAAGAGAUUUUUUGAAAUAGCAAGGAACUGACCAUUAUACCAUAUGCCUUCACUGGCUUCUUGUGCAAUAAUAUGGUGUUUUGAGUGUGCAAGUGAGUUAGAGCUGGCAGCUGAAUGAUAGACAAAUAGUGCAAAGUUGCCAGCUUGGAGCUAGAAAGGAAUUCAACAAAACCAAUUACUUUCUUUCCCACCUUUUUCCUUUGUGUAACUUUUUUUUUUUGAUUUGAUUCUGGUUACAGUGUCAUAAACCUUGUUACAUAUGUAUAUCAGAAUGUAAAAAAAAAAAAAAGACAAAAAUUUAUUUAAAAAUAUUUUUCUCAAAAAAAACUUGGUGUGUUUCUGUUGAUUGUGUAAAAAUUUAUUUUCAUUAUAUAAAUGAAACUCAUUUGGA
Molecule: messenger RNA, 2901 nt
Organism: Balaenoptera acutorostrata (minke whale)
Lineage: Eukaryota; Metazoa; Chordata; Mammalia; Artiodactyla; Balaenopteridae
Gene: DUSP10
Product: dual specificity phosphatase 10
Exons: 4
Coding region: 436-1896 (486 amino acids)
Biological process (GO): negative regulation of JUN kinase activity; protein dephosphorylation
Cellular component (GO): cytoplasm; cytosol
Molecular function (GO): protein tyrosine/threonine phosphatase activity; MAP kinase tyrosine/serine/threonine phosphatase activity
Source: RefSeq, a predicted model, not a curated record